UUGUGAAGCGUUCCUCCAGCAACACAGAAAGGAAGGCUGCUGCUCUGAUAAGAGUUCUGUGGAUGUAUUUAUCAAGUUGGAUACAAAUGUGCUACAAUAUGAAGGUCUCUUUGUGCACUAUGGAUUCACUUAAUUCCUAGGAUUUACAUGUGGAUUCGGAGAAAGCAGCAGUCACGCUGCUUGGAGGGAAGGUUUAAGUUAUGGACAUUCAAAACUCAGCAGAGACUUGGAAAUGGCAAGUAAAGUGCUUCUUUUUCCUAUGUAGUUGGGGCUGGGUCUCUGGGCAGCUUCACUAUUCAGUUGUGGAGGAGUCUGAGCCGGGGACAAUGGUGGGAAAUGUAGCUCAGGAUCUGGGGCUGAAAAUCUCUGAUCUCUCGAAGCGCAAGCUUAGGAUGGGAUCAGAGGGAAGCAGAAAACACUUUGCUGUGAACUGGGAAAAUGGAGCUUUGGUAGUGAAUGAAAAGAUAGACAGGGAGAGCCUGUGCGGCUCUAGCACAAGCUGUGUGUUACCGGUUGAAGUAGUUAUAGAAAACCCUCUACAGCUACACCGUGUCAUGGUAGAGAUUAAGGAUAUAAAUGAUAACUCUCCCAUGUUUUCAAACAAUGAAAGAACUAUAAAGAUUACAGAAUUGAUAGCAAGUCCCGGAGCUAGGUUUACUUUGGAAAGUGCACACGAUCUGGAUGUGGGCACCAAUGGAAUUAAGCAAUAUAAACUGGAUCCAAGUCCUUAUUUCUCACUGUCUGUAAAGAACCGCAAAGAUGGAACUGUCAUUCCAGAGCUAGUGUUAGAAAAAGUUUUGGACAGAGAAGAAGCAGACAGACAUCACCUUAUCCUGACAGCAGUAGAUGGAGGCACUCCUCCAAGGUCUGGAACUACACAAAUAAAUGUUAUUGUUGUGGAUUUAAAUGACAACCCACCUACCUUUGUAAAGGGAUCCUAUAAAAUCAAUGUAAAAGAGAAUACUUCUGUUAACACGAUACUCUUAAAACUUAAUGCCACCGAUCUAGAUGAAGGUGCCAAUGGUGAAAUUGAAUAUUCUUUUGAUGAUCACACACCAGAUUCCAUUAAAAGAUUAUUUGCCUUAAAUCCAAGUACGGGGGUUAUUUCUGUUAUUGGACCUUUUGAUCAUGAGGAGUCAAGAGCAUUUGAGUUAACCAUCAGAGCAAAAGACAAAGGUGUGCCAGAAAUGGAGGGGAGUUGUAUUGUCCACGUGGAAAUUGAUGAUGUCAACGAUAAUGCACCGGAAAUAGUGCUGACCUCUUUAAUGACAGACGUUCCUGAAGAUACAGCAAUCGGAACAGUUGUUGGGCUUUUCAGAGUAAACGACAAAGAUUUGGGUCUAAAUGGGGAGGUAAGACUAGAACUGCCCUCUAAUUUGCCAUUUAAGUUCAAAUCUUCAGAUGAUCACUAUUCAAUGAUUACAGAUGGUGUUUUGGAUAGAGAAACAGUGUCUCAGUAUGUCAUUGACCUGGUUGCAAGUGACAUGGGGUCUCCUCCUCUAAGGACGCAAAAAACAAUCACUUUAAAAAUCUCAGAUGUCAAUGACAACCAGCCAACAUUUUCCCAAGUUACUUACAGUGCCAGUGUUCAAGAAAACAACAAGCCUGGGCAGUUACUUGUAGAAGUUUCAGCAUCGGAUCCAGAUGAAGGAGAGAAUUCCAACUUAAUUUAUUCAAUUACUGAUGGUGAAGUCGGAGGUUCCACUAUAUCAACUUUUGUAUAUAUUAAUCCAAAAACUGGAAAUAUUUAUGCACAGCGUUCAUUUGAUUUUGAACAGGUCCAGGUUAUACAAAUCCCAGUAAAAGUUGAAGAUUCUGGGUCUCCUAAGCAAUUUUCCAAUACAACUGUGUUUAUCUUCAUCUUGGAUGCUAAUGACAAUUCUCCAUCAAUUUUCUACCCUGAACAUUCUGGUGAGUUUCUUGCACAUCAAAAGAUACCAAGGUCAGCCCCGAGUGGAUACUUUGUCACUAAAGUAAAUGCAGUGGACCUUGAUUCAGGUCAUAAUGCAUGGUUAUUAUAUAACUUUGUUAAUGCCACUGACACAUCUUUAUUUUCUAUAUCUUCCCAAACGGGAGAAAUCAGAACUGCCCGUAGUUUUCAGGAAAAUGAAAACCAAGAGCAAAGUGUAGUUGUUUCAGUUAGUGAUAAUGGAGAACCUCCCUUGUCUGCCACAGUGACUAUCAUCAUUACAUUGGAAGAUAAUACAGUGCAGGAAAACAUGAAGUCCCAGGAUUUGUUUCCAAGUUCAUCAAACAGUUCUGAAAUAACAAUGUAUUUAAUUAUUUCUUUGGUUGCAAUAAGUGCUGUAUCAUUUAUCACCUUCACAAUAUUGCUGAUAAAAUGCCUAAAAAAGGAUAGUGGUGGUCCAGCAUGGUGUUGCAAAAAUGGCCCUGAGCCGAAUCACUACAUAGGACAGUAUCAGCCAACUCUACAUUUGAACUCAGAUGGUACUCUGAAGUAUAUGGAAGUUAGGAUGGCACCAACAGAUCCCAAGGGUCAGUGUUACAAAUCCUGCUAUUCCACAAUGUCAGAUAAAAAUGAUUUCAACUUCAUGAGGCCUUUAAAUUUUCCUCAACUGAAAAGCAUGUUCAAUGAAACCGAGGGUUUUUUUUUUACAAUACAUCACUUUUCCGCUUCUUUUCAGCAGGCGCAGCCUAACGCGGACUGGCGUAUUUCCCAGGCUCAAAGACCUGGACCUAGUGGAGCUCAACCCACAGAGGAAGCUGGAGUAUGGCCAAACAACCAGUUUGAAACCGAGAGACUUCAGGCGAUGAUUCUGGCAUCCGCUAACGAGGCUGCUGAAGGAACAUCAGGCCUUGGAGGAAGCACAGGCACCAUGGGCCUUAGUGCCCGCUACGGACCACAGUUCACCCUGCAGCACGUGCCCGACUACCGACAAAACGUCUACAUUCCGGGAAGUACACUUACCCCAACCAAUGCUGCAGGGAAGCGUGACGGAAAAGGUGGAAACAAGAAGAAAUCGGGGAAAAAAGACAAGAAGUAAUCAUUUUUAGAGGGGCUAAAUCAUACACAGGGCAGAUUUGUUUGAGAGAUUUCCCAUGUUAAAAAGAAAAAAAAACAACAAAAAAAAGAAAAGUAUUAGGGUGAAGUUGAAUGUCACCUUAGGAAAACAUAUACAUAAAAUCAGUAUCGAGAAUGAGUCUUUAUGGUUUCUGGCUGCAAAUAAUGUCCUUUAGCUGGACAUUUCUCUGCUUCUAGCCUUCAUGAUGAAAACAUUAUGUUAAAACCUCUGAAAUAAGUGCCCUGAUUAUAUUCGCUAAUAUUUUGUACUAGUGCAAGCUGAUUACCUAGCUAAUGUAUGCACUCUUUUUACAAACUCUUUCAAUUUAAUUUGCUCCCACAGUUACAUCUUGUGGAAUUUCUUCCAUUGUAUAUAAUUCCAGCAGAGUAGAUAUUUAUAAUUUAUAAACAUUCAGGUAAUACAUUGCUUUUUACCUGUUUCCCAUCAUUUUUUCCUUUGACUAACAAGUGGCGCUAGUCAGUUUGCUAUAGACAGCGAUAUUUCACCUGAAUU
Nanorana parkeri is the source of this 3536-nucleotide messenger RNA. Its product is annotated as protocadherin gamma-C5-like. The record is from RefSeq and is a predicted model, not a curated record. The transcript is spliced from 5 exons. Gene Ontology annotation, molecular function: calcium ion binding. The coding region runs from base 201 to 3005 and encodes 934 amino acids. Gene Ontology annotation, cellular component: plasma membrane. Gene Ontology annotation, biological process: homophilic cell-cell adhesion. NCBI's taxonomy places the organism in Eukaryota, Metazoa, Chordata, Amphibia, Anura, Dicroglossidae.